Zingiber officinale is the source of this 836-nucleotide messenger RNA. Its product is annotated as lamin-like protein. Lineage: Eukaryota; Viridiplantae; Streptophyta; Magnoliopsida; Zingiberales; Zingiberaceae. The coding region runs from base 33 to 662 and encodes 209 amino acids. The transcript has 2 exons. Gene Ontology annotation, cellular component: plasma membrane. Gene Ontology annotation, molecular function: electron transfer activity. The record is from RefSeq and is a predicted model, not a curated record.
UCUUCAUUACUCAGUGGGCGCGGCGCGGCAGCAUGUGCCCAUCACUGCUCUGUUUCUUCUUCCUACCAUUCCGCCCCCACCGAUCCAUCUCUCUCCCCAAACUCCGAUUAAACCUGAACUCUUCUUCAGAUCAUCAGAGGAAUCAGAUCAUGGCCAGGAAGCUGCUCCUCCCGUUCUUAUUAUUCCUCUCCCUCAGCAGCUGGUUGGCGUCGGCCGACAGGUUCACCGUCGGCGACAGCCAGGCGUGGAACCCCAACGUCAACUACACCGCCUGGGUCGACAAGCACAAGCCCUUCCAUGUCGGAGACUGGCUCGUGUUCUACUACCAGCCGGGAAUGGCGGACGUGGUCCAGGUGGACGAGGCCGGGUACAACAACUGCGACGCCUCCAGCUCCAUCUCCAACUACAGCAAAGGCCGGAGCUACGCCUUCCAGCUCAACCACACCGGCGAUUACUACUUCAUCUGCAGCCGCGGAUUCUGCUACGGCGGCAUGCGCCUCGCCAUCGUCUCCCAGCCGCUCCCGCCGCCCUCCCCGCCGCCCUCCUCCCACAACGACGACCUCUCCGCCGCUCCCCGUAGCUGCCACGCCCCGGCAUUCCCUCUACUCGCCAUCGCCGCCACCGCAGCCGCUCUUCUCGCACUCCUACAGUCGAUUGCUUGAGCAUUUUUCUUGUGAAAGAGAAAGAAAGACAUGCCAUCUGUUUUUAUCAGCAAAGAAACAAAACAAUUGUGUUCCUAAUUUGAUGGGAGAUCUGAUCCAGUUCAUUCCCAGAGAUUUGAGCUUGUUUUAAAAAUACUUUUAAGGAAUUCAAUUCUGAAGGUUGUUCUUGACUCA